Alligator sinensis (Chinese alligator) is the source of this 738-nucleotide messenger RNA. It is a transcript of the gene TMIGD2, whose product is annotated as transmembrane and immunoglobulin domain containing 2. The transcript is spliced from 5 exons. The record is from RefSeq and is a predicted model, not a curated record. The coding region runs from base 1 to 738 and encodes 245 amino acids. Gene Ontology annotation, biological process: positive regulation of natural killer cell mediated cytotoxicity; immune response-activating cell surface receptor signaling pathway. NCBI's taxonomy places the organism in Eukaryota, Metazoa, Chordata, Crocodylia, Alligatoridae.
AUGACCAUGAUCAUUCUGAAAGUUUUUCUUUUGACUAUGUUUUCUGACUGCUUGGCUAUGGAUACUGAUACCUUAAAAGUCAGCCAGACGCCAACAAAAAUUAUUGCAGAAGCUGGACAAUCAGUUGAAGUGACUUGUACCUGGGAAAAUCAUGACAGAGUUGAGAGGUAUAGAGUUACCUGGGAAAAACAGGAUCUCAGCUCUCCAGGGACCAGUAGUGAAAAACUAAAAGAGGAAGUUCACAAUACAAACACUACUGUACAGAAGAAUGAGUUGGUGCUAACGCUCAAAGCUGUUCAUGUAAACAACACUGGCAUUUACUUCUGUGAAAUAAAUGUUGAAAUCCCUUACCUGAAGAGUGGAAAGGGAAAUGGAACAACUCUAAUUGUUGCAGAAAAAGAUUCCACAUCAAUGAAUAAGAUCUAUUAUUUUAUGACAAUUUCAGUCAUCAUUCCUAUCCUACUAUCAGGGGGCUGGUUAUAUGUUCACUGCAAAAGGCAACAGGACUCCCAAUACUCUGUGCCAGUUAGACGACAUCAAGAGGAACAGAUGCUUCAGGUUCCUGAACUGGAUGAAGGAAAUGAGGAGAGAAAUGAAGCAAAUGAUGGAAAUUCUUCAUCUAACUCAUCCGAAUGGGCUAUUUCUGCUCUCUAUGACUCACUUGAUUAUUUUGCAAUGAGGCGAGAUGAAGACAAAAGACUCCCUGUCACUUCCACAUCAGAUGUGGCAGAUCAGUAA